Molecule: messenger RNA, 453 nt
Organism: Naegleria lovaniensis
Lineage: Eukaryota; Heterolobosea; Eutetramitea; Acrasida; Naegleriidae
Exons: 1
Coding region: 1-453 (150 amino acids)
Cellular component (GO): myosin II complex
Molecular function (GO): calcium ion binding
Source: RefSeq, a predicted model, not a curated record
AUGCCCAAGUUAACCCAAGAACAACUCUCUGAUGCUCAAGAUGCCUUCAACCUCUACGACAGAGAUGGAGACGGAAAAAUUACUUUGGCUGAUCUCGGCACUUUGUUACGUUGUUGUGGAAAGAAUCCAACCAAUGCUGAAGUUGAGAAUAUUAAAGGAGAGGCUGAUCCAUCAGGAACAGGUUCAUUCACUUUUGAAACAUUGAAAACUCUUUUAGAAAAGUAUACAUUCAAGGCUGAUAAUGAACAAGAUGUAAAGGAUUGUUUCCGUAUCUUUGAUAAAGACGGAACUGGAUUUGUACCAGUCUCUGAAUUGAGACAUGUUUUGACGACUUUGGGAGAGAAAUUAUCAGCAGCUGAAGUUGAUGAUUUGCUCCGUGAUGCCGAAGUGGAUGAUAACGGUAAUCUUAACUAUGCUACUUUUGUUCAUAUGCUCAUGCCAAGCAAGAAUUAG